GGUAUCCCUUUCAGUCUUCUGCUGUUGCGGAGGUGUAUCAAUCUCAAGGCUCUAUCGCGCACCUGUAUAAGAAUGAAGCGAAUUGGAAAGAUCAAGAAAACGGAAGUCGCUGAGAAGAAAACGUUUGAUGUCGAAGAUUUCUGGAAAAUCCAUGUCGAGAAAAUAACUGAAAUGCGCAAGACAAGCGAUGCUCCCGUGGACACUAUGGGAUGUCACAAACUUGCCGAUCCUCUAGUGAGUCCAGAGACGUUUCAUUUUCAAGUACUCAUGGCAUUGAUGCUGUCCAGUCAAACAAAAGAUGACGUUACUUCGGCUGCUAUGAAGCGAUUGCGAAGCUAUGGAUGCAAUGUGGAUUCAAUGCUGACCAUUCCUACCUCAGAGCUGGAGAAGUUAUUAUACCCCGUUAGCUUCUACAAGAGGAAAGCAAUAUAUAUCCAGAAAGCAGCAGCUAUCCUCAAAGAGAAGUAUAAUGGGGAUGUACCAGAUACUUUCGAAGGCCUAUGUUCACUUCCCGGAGUUGGGCCCAAAAUGGCACACUUAGUUCUGCAGGUUGCCUACAACAAGGUGGAUGGAAUUGCUGUCGAUACACAUGUACACAGAACUGCGAACAGAUUAGGAUGGGUGAAUACAGACACGCCCGAGAGAACGCGUGCCAAACUUGAGGAGAUGUUACCUAGAUCGCAGUGGGCGUCAAUCAAUCCACUUUUGGUCGGAUUUGGACAGCAGAUUUGCCUCCCAAUUGGGCCAAAAUGCGACAUUUGCUUGUGUAAGGAUAUUUGUCCAUCUGCUAGGCUAAAGACUACGAAAGUGGUCACAAAGAAAGUUGAAGUGACAUACACUACAACUGAGAAGGUUACCGCUGAGUAAUCUGCAUAUAUCUAGUUAUUCCUGAUCCGCAUCACUGGUCACGCUCAGCUAAUCUGUCCCUUUGCUUAGUUUUAAUCAAGCCUAGUGAUCGUUACUUGUUGUGAUUUAGCAAUCCCGGUUUUCUCAAAAUUAAUCAACAACUUCUACUUAGUCUGAUGAAUCGAAGCAUUACUCUUGUUGUAAUCCUUUAGUAUAGUUGCAAAUUAACCUGAUCUCCUUUGCAUGUUCCCAUCUAAUAGUUCGAGAUUUCCACCAUUUUCUAUGUUAUGUACCUCAGAUUUUGGAGAUUCAUAUAUAAUUGAAUGCUUUAGCACUGUUAGACAUCUCGACGCUAACAAACAUAUGACAAAAC
Messenger RNA from Cylicocyclus nassatus, 1219 nucleotides. The record is from the annotation of a GenBank genome assembly. NCBI's taxonomy places the organism in Eukaryota, Metazoa, Nematoda, Chromadorea, Rhabditida, Strongylidae.